GCGAUUAUCAAUUAUUUUGCAUUUCAGAAAAAAACACUGAGCGCCUUAAUUUGUACCAUAGAGAAUGUACUAGAUAUCCCUGAAGAUAAAUUGGUGCAGAAAGAUUGCAAUGCAAUCAUGGUUGUUCUAAGCAAAAUGACAGAUGUAGGAGCUAACACUCUGGGACCGUUUGAUGCAAUUGAUUGUACAUGCUAUGAGAUGUGUCAUACUUGGAAUAGUUCAUGUAUGGGUACUUACGUUGAUACGUUCCACAAAGCAUUUGUGUAUGCUUUCAAAGUAUAUGCACCUUUGUACUUACUGAACGCCCUGUGGAAACUACAAAAGAAGCGUACUGACAAGAAAAGGCUUGCAAGGAAUACAAUAUUACAAACCUUGAGAUCGACGCUGUUUUUGACAAUGAAUGGUACUUGGGUACUGAUGGUUGUAUGUGCUUAUGGGAAAAUUUUUGGGAAAUUUCAUGGUGUGUCGGGUUUUAUUGUGGGGUUAAUAUCAUCAUUUCUGAGUAUAAUUAUUGAGAGGAAAUCAAGACGAGGGCUUCUAGCAAUUUACAUCACAAAUUUAGCCCUUGAGAUUCUUUUUAAAAUGUCGGUUUCCAGGGGUUAUGUGACCCCUAUCAACAGGGGUGAAAUUUAUUUAUUUGCUUUGUCAAAUGUUGCAUACAUGAGUUAUUUUCGUGGCUCAAAUUUGCCUUCAUAUCUUCAGUCUGUUUUUGAAAAAGUUUUGGGAAACGAUGAGACAAAAACUUACAAAAUCAGGGAAGAAAGAGAACAUUCCUCUGUAGCUGGGAACAAAUUGAUUUUUAGUUUAAAGAAAAUGUGCUCUUACUUGUUAAAUAAUUUGAAUUCUAUUGGUUCCAGGCCCCCCAGUUGUUGCCAUGGUGAUAGUUGUGUUGCUUAUUCAGCAAGAGCUGCUAUCAAAUAUUUCUCGAUUGGUUAUGGGAUUCAAGUUUUAAUGAAUUACCGUAGAAUUUUCCAAGCUUUGCUACGAAGCAAUUUAUCUCUUUUGGGAAAGAGUUUUUCAGAUUUUCGAUUAGCAAAAUUUUUCUGUGCUUAUGUGACUGUGUUUAGAGCUAUAAAUUGCUUAUUACGACGAGCUGUUGGUCAAGAUAACCCUGAAUUUUUUGGUGGAAUUGCUGGAUUUUUUAGUGGCUUCAGUGCUCUUUUUUAUCCUAGUACAACUUUAUCAUUGUAUGCAGUUACCAAACUACUUGAUAUAUUCUGUAUGAAAGCUGUGGCUACAAAACGUCUUCCCUUUUUCCCAAACUUUGAUGUUUUUAUGUACAGUUUGAGCAUGGGUAUAGUUUACCAUGCCUCUAUCUUUGAACCCCAUAAUAUUCGACCCUCUUACUGGUCUUUUAUGAAAGGCCUCAGUGGGUACAAGUUUCCACUGCUAUUCAGAAAGUUGUUGGAUAGAUUUGGGACCGAAGCAACAAAAAUGUACCCUAAUUUUGUGCCAGAUUUAGACCCAAAAUAUGUGAUAACACCAGAAGUUCAGCAAGUUUUAGCUUCUCAUGGCAAAUGGCCUUGAUCAGUGGUUUUCUAGCAUUUUUGAUCUAUAGUCCUUUAUAGACUACAAGUAAAAGAAUAACUGUAUUACAGUCAUGAAUUAAACAUAUCACAUUCAAUAUACUUUUGAAUUGUUGUAAUUUUUGACAAUAGUACCUUGUAACGGGCCAUUGCUUGUGACUCACCCAGGUGCUGAAAAUAAAUGAAAAAUACAUAUCAUGAUUGUAUUUUCAGAAAAUUUAGAACCAUAUUCAAAAUUACAGCCAUAUUGAAAGGGUCUUAAUAAAUUUUAUAAAAUCCAAAUCAUUUUAUUAUAGAAAUUAUCGUAUUGUAUAGGUUGUCCAUAAAAUGAAAUUGCAGAGGGAAUACCAUAUAUUGUUUUGGCCUUCACAUACGUAUUAAAUAAAGUAAAAAUACUUCAACAAUUACUGAUUGAAAAAAAAUAUACCUGGCCAAGAUAUAUUGAGAACUGACUUCAUAACAAAAUUAAAAUUUAGUUAAGGGACGUUAUGGACACCCUGUUAACAUUCAAAUUGCAAGAGAAAUUAUUCAAAUCAGAUCUCUAGAAUAUAAAAUCAUUAUGAAAAUCAAAAAUUUGCUAUAUAUUAUCAUUUUGAAUGUAUUAUUCUUUGAUUUGUUAUUGAAUUAUGUAUUAAAUUUUUUUCUGGUUAUUCCAGAUAUUAAAGAAAUGAUCGAACAAGUGUAUUUUAAUUAUGUGCAAUCGGUGCUGUUUACCACAUAUGCAAUUAUAUGAAUAAAUGAUACGAAUGGUG
Styela clava is the source of this 2278-nucleotide messenger RNA. RefSeq names its product transmembrane protein 135-like. Lineage: Eukaryota; Metazoa; Chordata; Ascidiacea; Stolidobranchia; Styelidae. The record is from RefSeq and is a predicted model, not a curated record.